GAAAGUACUGAUUGUAAGAUGAAUUGUACAAUCUCAACAUGUAGAGGAUCUAAUGGCAAGCUUCAACGUUAUUGUCCUGUAGGAUUUUUUUUUAACACAUCAUUUGGUGGUUGUCAAGAUAUCAAUGAAUGCCUGAUAAAUUGCAAGUAUGACAGAUCUAUAUGUAAAAAUCUGAUCGGGUCGUUUAACUGCUCAUGCCCUAAAGGAGCUGUUUUCAACUCAUCUACUCGAGAUUGUGAAGUUAUAUCUUGUGCAAAAGGUGUGUUAACUAUUGAUUUGGAUUGGACUAAUCUGUAUUCUAAUAACUUAUCAGAAGUAUAUAUAAACCUUGCAGAGUCUUUAAAAGUUCAAGUGCAGUCAAGUUUUACUUUACUUAGUAUGAAAAAUGUUGUUGUUGAAGUUCAAGGCUUUUAUAAAAGCAAUCUAGAUACUGUGGCAUUGAUUGAUGUAUAUUUCUCAAACAUUCCAGUUAGUAAUCAAUUAAAAAACUGCCAACUUAUGAAGAACAUGAGUUUUGGAUUGGUUCCACUUAAGAUUAUAAAUGCUGUUUUAAGACCUUGUGAUUGUUGUGUUGAAGACACAGUUGGUACACUGAAUUUUACUGGGAUUUACACCUUUCCAAUCACAUUAGUAAAAAUGAACUCUAUACAAACAGUAUCAAUUUCAUGUUUAUACAAUACAAGUAUAAUCUUUAAUCGUCAGUGCAUUCGGGGUGGUCUGGCUACCAGCCCAUAUUGGAGUACGGCUAAUCUAGCAAAUUGUCCUCCUAAGUUCAAAACUUCUAAUGACCUUAUAAAAUUACAAUUAGAAACUAUCACAGCCUCAAAUGUUGAACAAAUCACAAAUAACUUAAAAACUAUAUUAGAGAAUGGAACCAUUACAAAUGAGUAUGACAUUAAUAUUGUGUACAAUAUAGUUAAAAAAGUUGUCAAUUCAAACUUGCUAUCUGAAAUGGUUACGAAUAAUGUAUUAUCAUCAGUUGAUAUACUUCUAAAUACAAGCCCUGAUUUGAUUGACGUUACAGAUAAAUAUUUCAACUUCUCAACACAGAUUUUAUAUACAUUGGAAACACUUGGUGCACUGCAAACAAAAAACAUCACAAUUUCAAAGACAAGCUUGGCUUUUACAUCUUUUAUCCCUCAAAAUCCUGAAUCAUUGUUCAUUUAUGCAAAUUUCAAUGGAGAUAACUUGAAUUUAUCUAUUAAAAAAGAAGAUCAAAGGAGUAUUUCUGAAAAUCUCCAAGCUUAUAUUUUUUUACCAGCUCAAAUAUUCAAGGGUAAUAGCGGAAAUGUCUAUUCAUAUGCUUUCAAAAAAAAGACUUUCUUCAAAGAAAGUGAAACUACCAAUUAUUUUGUAGACAGCUUAAUUCUCUCUGCAACAGCCAAUGGAUUAAAGGUAGAAAAUGCAACUACUCUGAUUGGUGUAGGCUUUAAUAGUAUUGUUAGUGUUAGCAAAAGGUGUGGUUUCUGGAAACCAGAAAUUAGCAAAUGGUCAUCUGAUGGCUGCCACACUGUUGCAAGCAAUUUAAAAGACUUUGUGCAAUGUGAAUGUAACCAUCUUACUAACUUUGCAUUGAUUUUGGAUAUUGAGCAAUCAGGAUAUAACCCUUUAGAACUUCAAAUUGUCACUUGGAUAGGUUGUGUCAUUUCCAUAAUUUGUUUGUUUAUUACAAUGAUUUUCCAUAUAGCAAAUAGGAAACUUAGAUCACAGCUUGCACCAAAAAUAUUAGUGGCACUUUCUACUAAUUUAAUGCUCACACUAAUCCUCUUCUUAGCUUUUGUUGAAAAAACAAAGCCUCCUGCAAUAUGUAAAGUGGUUGCUUCACUUAUCCAGUUUUUUCUUUUAUCAACAUUUUGCUGGAUGUCUGUUGAAGCAUUUAACCUUUAUCAAAUGUUUGUCAAAGUUUUUAGAGGUUCUUUAAGUUCAUAUAAGUUUUUGUUGAAAUCAGCAGCAUUUGCUUGGGGUGUACCACUUAUUGUAACAGUUACAACAGGUGUCGUAAAACCUGAUGCUUUAGGUCCAGCAACCAAAAAUAAGCCUCAAAUAUGCGUUGUCCAAGGCGUUCCAUUUUAUUUUGCUGUUCUGUUACCGGUAUGUAUUGCUCUUUUGAGCAAUAUUAUAAUCCUUGUGUUGGUUCAAAAAGGAAUUGCGCUUUCUUCAAAAUUGACUGAAGGUCAUUCAUCGAAAAAAAAUCCUGGUUUUACUAAUGUUAGAAUAGCUUUUGGGUUUUCUAUUUUGAUUGGUGUAACUUGGCUGUUUGCAAUUUUAGCUGUUGGAAGUUUUCGGAAUAUAUUUCAAUGGUUGUUUUGUAUUUUUAACUCUUUGCAAGGAUUUUUUAUCUUUGUAUUCUAUACUCUGCGAAAUAGCGAGUUAAAGAUAUGCUGUAAGAAAUGCUGGACGUUUAAUAUCAAAAGUUAUUUGACUUCAUCUUCAACUCAAAGCAUUCCAAAUCAAAGCAUGACAAUAUUUGAUCAGAGUUCUUCUAAUUUGGACAACACAAUACAUUCUUUGUAAACUGUGCGACAAAAUUAAACUGGUUUUCUCUGUUCACAAAGUUUAUGUUUUUUUUAAUGUUCAUAUGGUGUCUU
This is a messenger RNA of Hydra vulgaris (swiftwater hydra), 2588 nucleotides long. The record is from RefSeq and is a predicted model, not a curated record. NCBI's taxonomy places the organism in Eukaryota, Metazoa, Cnidaria, Hydrozoa, Anthoathecata, Hydridae.